Molecule: messenger RNA, 1850 nt
Organism: Perca flavescens (yellow perch)
Lineage: Eukaryota; Metazoa; Chordata; Actinopteri; Perciformes; Percidae
Product: LIM and senescent cell antigen-like-containing domain protein 1
Exons: 11
Coding region: 363-1445 (360 amino acids)
Biological process (GO): positive regulation of integrin-mediated signaling pathway; positive regulation of substrate adhesion-dependent cell spreading; cell-cell junction organization
Cellular component (GO): focal adhesion; cell-cell junction; cytoplasm
Source: RefSeq, a predicted model, not a curated record
UUGACGGAUGGUGAACAGAGGCGAGGCCAGUCUCCGCCAUUCUACUCUCCGUGUGGAAUCCAUCUAACGUUACAUCCCAGACUGUAGGCUACAACAUCUGGACAUCUGCAACUCAAGUCAGAAAACACUAGUCCGGUCCGGGAGAGAGAGCGGAGUGAUGCUCGGCAUUACUGAAAUGACAAACGGGCUGUGUGCCCUGGAGAUGUGAGAGGGAGAACGAGCGUGGCACAAGACUUCAUCUUCUUAUUUGGAUCGAGCACUGACACGCACACACUUUGGAGUAUUACUUUGGACUGAGUGUUUCCAGCAGACAAAGGGGUAGGAAGGAAGGAAGGAAGGGAGGGAGAGAGGCGAAAGGAGAGAUGAACUCUUUGAGGCUGAAAGAGUUGUCAAACUCAGACUUGUACAGACGAAGACAGGAGAGACCAGACAGCUAUGGGAGUGUGGCUAGGGACAGCCUUAGCAACAUGGCCAAUGCUCUGGCCAAUGCCAUGUGUGAGCGCUGCAAGAGUGGUUUUGCCCCGGCUGAGAAGAUAGUGAACAGCAACGGGGAACUUUACCAUGAGCAGUGCUUUGUGUGCGCCCAGUGUUUCCAACAGUUCCCAGAGGGACUCUUCUAUGAGUUUGAAGGCAGAAAAUACUGUGAACACGACUUCCAGAUGCUGUUUGCUCCCUGCUGCCACCAGUGUGGUGAGUUCAUCAUUGGCCGUGUGAUCAAGGCUAUGAACAACAGUUGGCAUCCAGACUGUUUCUGCUGUGAUAUCUGCCAGGCUGUGCUCGCUGAUGUUGGAUUUGUUAAGAAUGCUGGAAGGCACCUGUGUCGUCCAUGUCAUAACCGAGAGAAAGCUCGGGGCCUCGGCAAGUACAUCUGUCAGAAGUGUCACGCCAUUAUUGAGGAGCAGCCUCUCCUGUUCAAGAAUGACCCGUACCACCCUGAUCACUUCAACUGCAACAACUGCGGUAAGGAGCUGACGGCUGAUGCCAGGGAGCUGAAGGGGGAGCUCUACUGUCUGCCCUGCCAUGACAAGAUGGGUGUCCCCAUCUGUGGGGCCUGUAGGAGACCCAUCGAGGGUCGUGUGGUUAAUGCCAUGGGCAAGCAGUGGCAUGUGGAGCAUUUUGUGUGUGCUAAGUGUGAGAAACCCUUCCUGGGACACCGUCACUACGAACGCAAGGGCUUGGCCUACUGUGAAACACACUAUAACCAGCUGUUUGGAGAUGUUUGCUACCACUGCAAUCGUGUUAUUGAAGGAGAUGUGGUGUCUGCCCUUAACAAGGCUUGGUGUGUCAACUGUUUUGCCUGCUCUACCUGCAACACCAAGCUCACCCUCAAGAACAAGUUUGUGGAGUUUGACAUGAAGCCAGUGUGUAAGAAGUGCUACGAGAAAUUCCCUCUGGAGCUGAAGAAGAGACUGAAGAAGCUGUCUGAAACAGUUGCCCGCAAGUAAACAUACACAGCUGGGCAGCUGGAGGGAGGAAGAAACAGAUGAGACCCCGAGGUGGCCACGGAAGUCACAUUUCCAGAAUUGACAAUUGUAUAAGACAGCAUUUUGUGUGUUUUAUUGGUAUGUUAAAUAUAGGUUGGUUAUUUCAGCAGAACACUCUACUUUUUGUUCUUUAAGAUACCGAGGAUCAUUUCAUGAGCCUGAAACUGACCGAUGGGCCAACAGACAGAUUGUUGGCCAGUCAGUCAGUGGGUUUAACAUGAACCUGUCCAGUGCCUUUUGGCUCAAAUACUGCACUGUAUACUUUUUCACAUGCUUGCCUUAUUUCACUAUAUGAAUUAAAGUGCUCAUAUUAUGCUUUUUGGCUUUUUUCCCUUUCCUUUAUUGUGUUAUAUAUAUAUACAGUAC